This is a messenger RNA of Ctenocephalides felis (cat flea), 4828 nucleotides long. Its product is annotated as laminin subunit gamma-1-like. The transcript has 24 exons. Bases 1 to 4653 code for a protein of 1550 amino acids. NCBI's taxonomy places the organism in Eukaryota, Metazoa, Arthropoda, Insecta, Siphonaptera, Pulicidae. The record is from RefSeq and is a predicted model, not a curated record.
AUGGUCAAUAAUUAUGUACUGAAUAAAUAUAUUGUUAUCAAUCCUUUAUUAUCCCAGAGAUGUAUACCAGAAUUCGAAAAUGCCGCCUAUGGCGUGCUGAUGGAGGCGACUGAAACUUGUGGUGACGAUGGCACCAUUGAAUUUUGUGUGCAGACGGGAAGUUCAGCCAAGAAAUCAUGCGAUGUGUGCAGGGCAGGUGACCACGGUCCCAGGUACUUAACGGAUCUGCACGACCAGGACAACCAGACAUGGUGGCAAUCUCCAACCAUGUAUGAGGGAAUACAGUAUCCUAGUCAAGUGAAUUUGACGCUCAACUUACGAAAAGCUUUCGAUAUCACAUACGUUCGUUUAUGGUUCUACUCACCUCGUCCUGAAAGUUUUGCAAUUUACAAGAGAACAAAAGCCAAUGGACCUUGGGAACCAUAUCAAUUUUACAGUGCCACUUGUCGAGAUAUGUACGGCUUACCAGACAAUAACCAUGCUAGUCGAGGAGAAGCUGAAACCAGGGCACUUUGUACAAGUGAAUACAGUGAUAUUUCACCAUUACGAGGCGGAAAUGUAGCUUUUUCAACCUUGGAAGGACGUCCUAGUGCCUAUCAAUUCGAUUCUAGCGCAGAUUUGCAGGAAUGGGUGACAGCUACCGAACUUAGAAUAACAUUGGAUCGUCUUAACAGUUUUGGUGAUGAAGUUUUUGGAGAUGCCCAGGUAUUGCGUUCUUAUUUCUAUGCAAUUGCCGAUGUUGCUGUUGGUGCUCGUUGCAAAUGUAAUGGCCACGCUUCGGAAUGUGUCAGUUCUUCAGGUCCGGACGGUACUCGCAGGAGAGUAUGUCGUUGCGAACACAAUACUGCAGGUCCAGAUUGUGGUGAAUGUCUGCCGUUUUAUAAUGAUGCUCCUUGGGGUAGAGCCUCUUCUACAAAUGUACAUGAAUGCAAAGCUUGUAAUUGUAACGGUUUUUCCGAUCGCUGCGUGUUUGACAGGGCUCUAUAUGAACAAACUGGCCAUGGCGGUCAUUGUUUAGAUUGUAGAGCCAAUCGCGAUGGACCAAACUGCGAAAGAUGCAGAGAAAAUUACCAUCAGUUCGAAGAUAGUUAUUGUGUUCCUUGUAAUUGCGAUCCUACAGGUUCCAGAUCGCUCCAAUGUGAUGCCAGCGGUAGAUGUCAAUGUAAACCUGGUGUAGCAGGCGAUAAAUGUGAUCGUUGCGAUGUUGACCAUUACGAUUUUGGUCCACGUGGCUGUCGUCCUUGCGAAUGUAGUGUUGCAGGAUCUUUGAACAAUCAGCCUUCAUGUGAUCCUCACACUGGUGUUUGCGCUUGUAAAGAGCAUGUUGAAGGACAGAAAUGUCGAGAGUGUAAGCCAGGAUAUUUCAGUCUUGAUGUCGACAAUAAGUUCGGAUGUACCCCCUGUUUCUGUUACUAUCAUUCUUCAGAGUGUACAUCGGCUAUGGGUUAUUCAAAAGUAACUACUGAGUCUAUGUUCGCUAGAGGUAGCGAAAGAUGGACAGCUCGAGAUGACAGAAAUGCUGUCGUUCCGGUGCAGUACAAGGCUUUGGAACAAAAUAUUGGGGUAUCAUCAAUCGGAGGCGAAACUUUAUUCUUCACCGCACCAGAUCGUUUCUUAGGAGAUCAGCGCGCUUCGUACAAUCAUUAUUUAAGCUUUACACUUCGAAUUGGGGAAUCAGGUCCAGCUCCAUCAGCGACUGAUGUAAUUUUAGAAGGAUCAGGUGGACACGUGUCCCUUCCGAUCUUUGCACAAGGACACCAGGUUCCUUCGAUCAGGCCUCAGAGAUACUCAUUUUUAUUACAUGAACACCCAGAUUAUGGCUGGCAACCGCGGUUAGGCCAGAGAAAUUUUUUGGCACUUUUGAGUAAUUUGACCGCGAUUAAAGUUAGAGGAACAUAUAGUGGUAGAGCUGUCGGUUUUCUGGAUGAUGUAAAAUUGGAAACCGCUCAUCGUGGUUCUGCGGGUCAACAAGCUACAUGGAUUGAGACAUGUACUUGUCCUUCUGGUUAUAUUGGCCAGUAUUGUGAAUCCUGCGCACCAGGUUUUAGACACACACCUGCAAACGGAGGACCAUUUGCAUCUUGCGUUCCUUGCGAGUGUAAUGGUCAUACGGAUAUUUGCGAUUCUGACACAGGUCGGUGUAUUUGUGAUCAUAACACUGCCGGUGACAAUUGUGAACUUUGCGCAAGAGGCUAUUAUGGAAGUGCCCUUGGCGGUACGCCCUACGAUUGCAAAGUGUGUCCUUGUCCAGAAAGAGGUGCUUGUUUACAGCUUCCUGAUGAGACUGUGGUUUGUCUAGAAUGUCCUGCAGGAUAUGCAGGUCCUCGUUGUGACCUUUGCUCAGACGGAUUUUAUGGAGACCCUACAGGAAGACAGACAGGCUAUGCUGAACCUUGCAGACCUUGCGAUUGUAAUAACAAUGUUGAUGUUAAUGCCGUAGGAAAUUGUAAUAGAACCACAGGUGCAUGUUUGAAAUGUAUUCAUCACACGGCCGGAGAACGUUGUGACCAUUGUUUGCCUGGAUACUACGGUGAUGCCCUUGCUCUUCCCCAAGGCGAUUGUAGACGUUGUGCUUGCAAUCCAUACGGAACUGAAUAUACCAAAGAGGGCGGACCACCAAAAUGUGAUCAAAUUUCUGGUCAUUGCAUGUGCAAACCACAUGUCACAGGAAAGAACUGCGAUAUUUGCGAGGUCGGUUAUUAUGAUUUGACAAGUGGAAAUGGUUGCAAAGAUUGCAAUUGCAAUCCGAUAGGAUCUGUAGGCCCAGCUUGUGAUGCUGAUACUGGACAGUGUCAAUGUAGGCCAGGUGUAACUGGAAAACUUUGUGACUCUUGCGCACCUUUACAAUAUGGUUUCUCUUCAACCGGGUGUUCGCCUUGUGAUUGCGAUGAAACAGGAUCUCAGAGCUUGCAGUGCGAUGUAAACGGGCAAUGUCCUUGUAACGAUAAUGUAGAAGGUAGACGUUGUGAUCGAUGCAAAGAAAAUACCUACGAUAGAAAACGAGGAUGUAUUGAUUGUCCGCAUUGUUACAACCUGGUCAGAGAUGCUGUUCAUAGACAUCGUGAUAGACUUCAUGAAAUGCAAAAGGUACUGGCCGACAUUAAGAGCAAUCCCACAGUUGUUGAUAAUACUGAAUUUGACGAAAAACUAAAUCAAAUUCAAAAACAAGUUGAUAAGCUUUCGGCAGACGCUAAACUAGCAACAGGAGGUGGAGAUAAGAGUUUGUUCGAUCAUGUUUCAGAACUGCGGGACAGAUUAUCAAAAUGUGAAGCACUAGUCGAUCAAGUGAAUCUAUUGGCGGAUGAAGGUCGAAAAACAGCAGCUAUGGGAAAACAAGAUCUAGAAGCCGCUCAAGCUAUAAUUGAAGCUGCCACAAAAGAAUUGAAUGAUGCGUUGGACUUCUUGGCCGACGAGGGUGUUAAAGCUUUAGAUCGCGCAACAAAUAGAAGUCAGCAACUCGGUCAUCAAUCUGAAGCAAUGUCGAAUAUUGUAAAAGAAGCUCAACAACUUGCACAUGAUUUAGAAGAAGAAGAUAAAACUAUAAGAGAAACUGCUCAACGAGCUCUAAACGUUUCUACAGAGGCUUACGAUGUUGCUAAAGGAGCCUUGGACUUGCAAGAUAAUGUGACAGAUUCGAUUAGAGGACUAACCGCAGCUGUCGCCCAUGCCAGAGUACGUUUGGAAACAACACUCGAUCAUUCAAGGGAAACUCUCGAACUCGCUGAUAAGGCUCAAAAAGAUGCUCUAGCCAUUUACACCGAAGUCGACAAUGCCGCUUUGCCCGAGAUAGAUAUUGCAAAGCUUCGCGAAGAUGCCAAAUAUAUAAUGGAUGAGGCUGAAGAAAUAAAAUUAGCUGCUGAAGAUUUGUUUGUAGGUCCUCGUGGGGAUAAAAUGGCAGAAAUUGAAGAUCAAAUUGAUUACGCGCGAGAUUUAGUCAAUCGUGUCGUUAAUCAGCAAAAUGAUAUCGAUGCCCUAUUAGCAGAAGCUGAUUCUUCGAAUCAACUUGCAAAAGAAGCAGUGGAGUUGGGAGAUAAAACAUUGGCCGAAGCGCAGAAAACUCUACAGACAUUAUUAGGGUUCCAUGAGGAAGUUGAGUCUUCACGUAACGCGGCCCAAGAAGCACUUACCAAAGAUAAACUGGCCAACGAAAUUCUGAAACAAGCAAAUAGCACUAAAGCAGAGGUUUAUCGAUAUGAUGCCGAAUCAAAAGAUUUAGAUAGACGUGUCAACGAAACCGCUUUGCGUAUAGAGUUACUCGAAGUCCAGGCCAAGGAUGAAGAAGAUCUUACCAGUUCCGCCAAAACAUUGGUGGGCCAAGCUAAAAGCGACGCUGAAGAGGCUUCUAAGCAAGUUGAAAAGGCGCUUAGAGAUGUCGAGGAUAUAAAGAAGGAGCUGGAAAAGUUACCAGACAUCGAUGAGUCAGAUCUGGCAGAAUUGGAGAGAAAACUUACCGAUGCCGAAAACAUUAUCAAAGCAGCCAACUUGGAUGUUAGGAUCGAGCAAUUACGAGCUACUCAGAAAAAGCAACAGGGUUGGAUUCGCGAUCACAAAGACGAAUUGGAAAGAUUGCAAGCGGAAGUAGAAGCAGUUCAAGCAAUUGCAGAUGCACUACCAGCAGGCUGUUUCAAGAGAGCCCGCCUUGAACCAUAUUAAUUAAAAGAUCUUUAAAAAAUGCAAUAACAAAAUUAUGGUAAAUGAUCAAUCUCGGGAUUGAUAGAUACCACCGAAUUAUAAAUUUAAAUUAUCGUGCAUCAAUAUUCUAUUAUUGUUUUUAUACUUUAUUAUUUUUUCGCCAUAAAUCUCUUAGAAUCUCUUGCAUAUUAUUUGU